Suillus plorans is the source of this 1893-nucleotide messenger RNA. RefSeq lists its product as uncharacterized. The transcript has 6 exons. The record is from RefSeq and is a predicted model, not a curated record. Bases 335 to 1738 code for a protein of 467 amino acids. NCBI's taxonomy places the organism in Eukaryota, Fungi, Basidiomycota, Agaricomycetes, Boletales, Suillaceae.
CUUAUUUGUUCCAUUCCACCACGCUCCCGUUCCUUCAAGUUGCUCGCGAUGGCGACUAUAGCAUAAAUACUAGCAUAUGUUAUGUUUAGCAGGAGCAGAAGUUUACAAAUGCUACAUUGAUGCAAAAAACUUUUAACUCAUGGGUUCACUGAUGAGCUGAGUUUGCGCUGAAAUCGCGUCCGAGUCCGAGUCAAUCCCUUUGGAUUUACUCAGCAGACGAACUCAUCUUGUUGCUUCCAUCGAGCUCAUCGCUUACCACGGCCUAUAACAUCAGCUUCUGUCUAAGAAACCGCCUGCUCAAGUCGAUCUCUAAACCAUUUCCGUCGAACUACGGAUGGCAGACUGUUCUUGUCGUGUCCUCAUUCUCUCUUCUUCGAAAGACGACACCUUGCAGUUUCUGCAAAGACUGGCACAGAGUGACCUCCCGAUCGCAACCGACAAUUCAUUCACCAUCCCUUGGACUAUCACGAACAAGUACUACACUGCUGAUGUGCACUUCGAAUUCCAUCACCUCCCAUAUUGGACACCGAACAAUCACGAGUUAGAAAGCGUGCCCGCCGUGGUGUACACAUGGACUGUCGGAGAGCCAUACCGGGAGAAUGUCCAGAUGAUAUCACAACGCCUAUCCCAUCAUGAUUUCGAAGUAUCUCUGGCCAUUCGGCUUCCGUCUACUACGCCCGGAGGCGAAGAUACUGAAGAUGACGAAAUAGACUCGUUUCUUGGAUCCCUGGGGUUUGAAUUCAUUGAUGUGCAAGAUUUAUCAAAAUCUUCUGACCAUCAUGAUCAUGGCGGAGUUUCCCGGGCCAUAGAUGCAUUGAGCACAAUUAUGUGGCCCUCCAUGGUACAAACCUCCAAAGGAAGGGGUCUUGGCCUCUUGACGACGAACCGUGAUACCGGAGAAGACCUCAGCAGUCUCAUCGCUACGCGCUCCCCAGGAGGGCGUGAUCGUAUGCAGCGAGAACUCGAAGAGUUAGAGCGGUGGCUCGACGAAGACAAUUUCGAAGGACAUCUUCAUACAAGUGAGAAAACCAUAAGCAAUGAUCCGUGGAGUGCCGCAGCCACAACCGGCAGCUUGUCGCCUACAGAGGAUUCCUCUACCCAGGGCCUCUACAAUCACACGUUUGACGACGAUUUCACCGCUUUCGUGUCUGCUUCAGCGUCUGCAGCAGAUGCUGAAACUCAGCUUGCACAAAUACCAUCUGAGAGACAAAUCCCACCUCUCCCUUCGUUGAGCUUCAGUUCAACGUUCACUUUCGACUCUGGUUCUGAUACUUCCGGGCGAUCGACGCCAGCCAAUGAAGAGCACGACUUUUCUCGCUUAUCCGCGAAUGCCUCAGAUCUCGGUAUAUCUUAUAGGUCGUUAGGGUCGGUCUCCGAUUUUGGAGACCCAGAAGCAGAAGAAUCCCCCAAACACGAAGAUUCUAGCGACGAAAUGCCUUCAAAUGCUGAGAUUGCUGCAACCUCAGAGCGUAUCUUCGGUGCAACAUCUCUUGCUUUCUCACCCACUGAUGAAAAUGAUGUCUGUUCGCUGCAAGGGGAUCUUUCCGUGCCGUCUGAAGUUGAAACCGCCGACCCACCAGAGACGGACCUCGAGCGCUUCGAUCUGCAAAGCAUGCUGAGCGCGCUUCAGGGUCUUAAGGAGGAAAUUGCGGGGAUGCCCGAUUCGCAGGAACGUAAGAGGGCAGCUGCUAGAGUGGCCUUGGGUUUGGUUUAUGGGCUCAAUGGAAAUUCCGAUUGAAAGUAAGGGACUGAAUACACGGCUGGGAGGUUUUGUUAUUUACAAUUGUCUUGCGCGACUAGUUGUAUAGACGUGUCCCGUGUAAAUCAGUGGCUAUUUUGAGACUCCAUCUUUCAAGUUUCCUGCAAUGCCGCCGUUUGCACUGCGUAUCUUCU